AUGCGUACAUGGUCAGCAGGAAGCCUCGACCUUCCUGUGCGGCCACCCGAUGUAAGCGUCUCCCCUGUGCGUCCAGACAUAUUACGCGAUAAACGUCGUUCGGUGUCUGGCAUGAUGCGUCGCGAUUCGGCCAAUGUGCGGGGUCUCUCACGGGACACAGCCGGCCCGACACUUUCGAAAUGGGAUCAACUUCCUCUGGCACCUGAGCUCCUGCGUUCAUUGAACAAGUUUGGCGUUGGUCCUCCAAAUAAGAUACAGCAACGAGCUCUCCCCUUCCUACUUCGUGGAUCAGAUAUCAUUGCCCAGGCGCCUCCCACACAGGAGCGUAUCGCUGCUUAUGUGAUUCCCGCCAUCCAUGUUGCCCUUGUGAACACCAUCGGGCGGGCUCCGCAUCGAGGGCCUCUGGUUGUAAUGAUAUCAACGACAGUCGACCAGGCCACUCAAGCACAGCGUAUGAUUCGUGAUUUGGGGGGACCUGUCGGUAUUCGAUCUGCGCUAGGAGUCGGUUCACCGAACAAUGAUAUCAGCCAAGAACUACGCUUGCUCCAGCAAAACAUGCCUCACAUCAUCUGUGGUACACCGCAGAAGCUGCAUGCCCUUUUCACCGCACAAGGCGGACUCGUCGGAUCCCAAGUCCGUUUCCUUGUACUAGAUGAGGUCGACCAACUCAUCGCCCGGAACCUCCAUGAUUUCAUCUUUAAUAUUGUCAAAUUACUUCCGUCGCCUCGUCGCCUUUCGGGCUCUGGGGGUUCGACCGGAAAUCUCACGUCUCCGUCGCAGACCUCUCUAUCAACUUCGCUUGACUCUAACGGUUCAUCUCCCGCAGUUCGGAGACUAUCCAGUAUCGGUUCGCUGCCCAAUAUUACAGACAGCGCGAAUAAUCUUAAUCAAUCAAUCGAACGCCAAACCGCACUUUUUUCGAACACCGUUCCUCAAGAUGUUCUCAACUUGGCGACUGCGAUCCAACUGAGGGAGCCAGUUCGUGUUCUUGUGCGUCGUGAUGGCAAUGUCACUCAUGCCGACACGAGCCAAGGCGCUAGAGGCCUCAGGCAAUUCUAUCUGUAUCUUGCCUUCACUGCUGGUGGCCGUUCGGAAUCGAUACCAUCUACUUCUGGUGGCGGCCUCGGUAUCAUUGGCUCAGGCCGCGGGGGGGCCUCUACUGCCGAGACAGUGCAAGCGCGCGAGUGGAAACUAGACGCACUCGGCGAUCUAUUUGAGGACAUUGAUGUGCCUCAGGCUAUCGUGCAUGUGGGCGGCGUGGCGGCGUUAGAUGCCGUCGUCUAUAAGCUAGCAAGUCGGGGCCUGGACCCCGUUCCACUUCAUAGCGACAUGAAUGCUGGAUCCAGGAUGGCAGCUUUGAAUAAAUUUCGUGUCUCGCAAGGGUUUGCACGACCUCUCAUGGCCAAGGUCCUUGUCGUCUACGACGUACAAUUGAAGGGUCCUGAGGUUACCCAUAUUCCACUCGUCAUCAACUACGAUCUUCCCAAGGCUGUCGAAGAAUAUGCUCACCGCGUUGCACCCGCUAUCGCACCCAGCCAUUCUCGUGGUGGAGUCAUCGUCAACUUUGUGACAGCCACAGGCGGUGACGUUGAAAUGCUACGCUCCAUAGAGUGCUUUUACAAAAUCAAAUGCCCUGAAGUACCGAUGAGCCUCCGCGACAUUGUUUAAAUUGCCCUCGACGUUCUUGUAUCCCUACAUCUACCUCUCUUGCUUGCUUGCUAUCUCGUUCCCAUUUCUCCGCUUAAGCUGUUAUAUCAAGUCGCUAUACGCGUUGUUCUAUACCCCUUCCAUGCACCCAUACUAUCCGAAAACUGUCUCCUUACCGGUCCAUUGCUGCCUCUCUUUUCACACACUGUAUAAUCUCUGGCUCUGCUCUCUGUCUGUUGCUUUGCUACUGAAUCACCACUUUAAUUGAUUCCGAACUGGAUAGCCCAUAUUCUCAAUGUACCAUCUUCACUGCAACUCGCGAAGUGCUUUCGUUGUGUCUCCUUAUUUAUGCUCCAGGCCAAUUGAUGGAUGUGGUCCGUGUGCGCUUGCCUAGGUUCGAACAAUAACUUUAGUAUGCUGUCAAUGUUAUUUGGAACAGUGGUUACAUACUC
Molecule: messenger RNA, 2099 nt
Organism: Heterobasidion irregulare TC 32-1
Lineage: Eukaryota; Fungi; Basidiomycota; Agaricomycetes; Russulales; Bondarzewiaceae
Exons: 8
Coding region: 1-1668 (555 amino acids)
Molecular function (GO): nucleic acid binding; ATP binding; RNA helicase activity
Source: RefSeq, a predicted model, not a curated record